Lathyrus oleraceus (garden pea) is the source of this 1546-nucleotide messenger RNA. RefSeq names its product peptidyl-prolyl cis-trans isomerase CYP40. Gene Ontology annotation, cellular component: cytoplasm. The transcript is spliced from 9 exons. NCBI's taxonomy places the organism in Eukaryota, Viridiplantae, Streptophyta, Magnoliopsida, Fabales, Fabaceae. Gene Ontology annotation, biological process: protein folding; protein peptidyl-prolyl isomerization. Gene Ontology annotation, molecular function: peptidyl-prolyl cis-trans isomerase activity; cyclosporin A binding; protein binding. The record is from RefSeq and is a predicted model, not a curated record. The coding region runs from base 137 to 1243 and encodes 368 amino acids.
AUUGUUUGUCGUUACUAUUUGAAUGCUAAAAAGAUGCUUCAUGGAAGCCUCUAGAAGGUCUUCUUCUAUACUCCACUACAAGAAAAAACAAAUAAGACAGUAACUAAGUACUUUCUGAAUCAUUGUUGAAACAGGAAUGGGGAGAAGAACCAGGUGCUUCUUAGACAUUAGCAUAGGAGAAGAACUUGAGGGAAGAAUAUUGGUAGAGCUUUACAACGAUAUUGUACCCAAAACUGCUGAGAAUUUCAGAGCUCUAUGCACUGGUGAAAAAGGUAUUGGUCCCAAUACUAGGCUGCCUCUCCAUUUUAAGGGAACUUGCUUUCAUCGGAUUCUUAAAGGCUCUAUGAUCGAAGGAGGUGAUAUAUCUGCCGGAGACGGGACGGGAGGAGAAUCUAUAUAUGGACUCAAGUUUGAAGAUGAAAAUUUUGAAAUGAAGCAUGAAAGGAAAGGGAUGUUAUCGAUGGCAAACACCGGUCCUGAUACAAAUGGCUCUCAGUUUUUUAUCUCUACUACCCGAACGCCUCAUCUAGACGGUAAGCAUGUUGUAUUUGGGAAAAUAGUUAAAGGAAUGGGCGUAGUCCGUUCGAUUGAGCACGUUACGACCGGAGACGAGGACCGUCCUGUUCCUGAUGUUAGAAUUGUGGAUUGUGGAGAAAUUCCUGAAGGAGAUGAUGAUGGUAUAACUAACUUUUUUAAAGACGGCGAUACUUAUCCCGAUUGGCCAGCAGACCUUGCCGAGACUCCUAGUGAACUUGAAUGGUGGUUGAAAUCUGUUAACGCAAUCAAAGCUUUUGGUAAUGAGUAUUACAAGAAACAAGACUACAAAAUGGCUCUAAGAAAGUAUCGAAAGGCUUUACGUUACCUGGAUAUUUGUUGGGAGAAGGAAGGGAUUGACGAAGAGAAAAGUUCAUUUUUGAGAAAAACAAAAUCUCAGAUAUUUACAAACAACUCUGCUUGUAAAUUGAAAUUAGGCGAUAUUAAAGGAGCGUUGUUGGACACAGAAUUUGCGAUGCGUGAAGGUAAUAAUAAUGCCAAAGCUUUAUUCCGCCAAGGACAGGCAUACAUGGUACUCCACGACAUUGAUGCUGCAGUUGAAAGCUUUAAAAAGGCACUGACCUUGGAACCAAAUGAUGCUGGAAUAAAAAAGGAACUCGCUGCUGUGAGGAAGAAGAUUUUGGAUAGGACUGAUCUAGAGAAAAAAGCAUAUAGUAAGAUGUUCCAAAAACACAAAGGUUUGUGUUGAACAAUGAUAUCAUUGCAGCAUACAAAUAUAUACAAAAAGAUAAAAGUAUUGAGAGAAUGAGGCUGAGAUUAAAUAGGUGAAUAAAUGAAACUUUAAACCAACAAUUUUGUCAACUUUUUUCUUUUACUGUGAUCAUUUUAUUAGGUGGUGAUUCUAGUCAUUGAAAUGCAAUUUUGUUGAUAGACCACAGACAUUAAACUUUGUAAUUUUGAUAUUUAUUAUUGAGAAUUUACACUCAGGGUGUAAUGUUGUGUAUGGUUAGAAACCCUACAAUAAUCAUUUAUUGUCGUUUUUAAGUUUUAA